AUGGCUACAUUCCCUUCAAUCCCAUUUCUUAUUUUUAUAAUUUCUCUUCAAAUCCCAUCCCUCAUUGCCUCAUCUCCAACAGUACAAAACCCAGAAUUCGUAGUCGAAGAAGUACACAGGAAGCUUAAUGCAUCCAGGAGGAAACUAGGAUUCCUUUCUUGUAACACAGGUAAUCCCAUUGACGAUUGCUGGCGGUGCGACUCCAACUGGGAGACGAACCGCCAGAAGCUAGCGGAUUGCGCUAUAGGGUUCGGGAAAAACGCAGUUGGUGGAAGAGAUGGUAAAAUUUACGUUGUCACGGAUUCCGGUGAUGAUAAUCCAGUGACGCCGAAACCGGGGACUCUCCGGUAUGCCGUCAUCCAAGACGAACCUUUAUGGAUCAUAUUUGCUAGAGAUAUGGUGAUCCAAUUGAAGGAGGAGUUGAUUAUGAACUCAUUCAAGACCCUUGAUGGAAGGGGUGCUAGUGUGCACAUUGCUGGUGGUCCAUGCAUUACUAUACAAUAUGUUACUAACAUUAUUAUUCAUGGAAUUAACAUACAUGAUUGUAAGCAAGGAGGGAAUGCUAUGGUGAGGUCCUCCCCAGGGCACUACGGGUGGAGGACCUUAUCCGACGGUGAUGGUGUGUCGAUAUUUGGCGGGAGCCACGUGUGGGUAGAUCAUUGCUCGUUGUCUAAUUGUCGCGACGGUUUGAUUGAUGCCAUUCAUGGGUCCACUGCUAUUACCAUUUCAAACAAUUAUAUGACUCACCACGAUAAAGUCAUGCUUUUAGGACACAGUGAUACCUAUGUCCAAGACAAGAACAUGCAAGUUACAAUUGCCUUUAAUCACUUUGGUGAAGGGCUUGUUCAAAGAAUGCCAAGGUGUAGACAUGGUUACUUCCACGUGGUAAACAAUGACUACACCCAUUGGGAAAUGUAUGCAAUUGGAGGGAGUGCGGACCCGACCAUCAAUAGCCAAGGCAAUAGAUUUCUUGCUCCAAAUGACCGGUUCAACAAAGAGGUGACAAAACACGAGGAUGCACCAGAAAGUGAAUGGAAAAAUUGGAAUUGGAGAUCGGAAGGGGACUUAAUGUUGAAUGGUGCAUUUUUCACACUUUCGGGUGCCGGAGCUUCGUCGAGUUAUGCUAAGGCUUCAAGUUUAGGUGCAAGGCCGUCUUCACUAAUCGGUUCAAUCACCUCCGGUGCCGGCGCCCUCCCCUGCAAGAAGGGCUCUCGUUGCUAG
This is a messenger RNA of Fraxinus pennsylvanica, 1221 nucleotides long. The record is from the annotation of a GenBank genome assembly. NCBI's taxonomy places the organism in Eukaryota, Viridiplantae, Streptophyta, Magnoliopsida, Lamiales, Oleaceae.